Molecule: messenger RNA, 765 nt
Organism: Leptosia nina
Lineage: Eukaryota; Metazoa; Arthropoda; Insecta; Lepidoptera; Pieridae
Source: the annotation of a GenBank genome assembly
AUGACAAGUCGUUUUAUUUUUGUGUGUCUGUGCCUCUGUUUCCAGGGAACGCUGCAACUCGUACCUUUACCGGAUUUUAUCCAUCCAUGUAAAGAAUUAACCGACGAAUGCUUUACGAAAGCAACCCUGGAUGCAAUUCCUGGUGUGGUGAAGGGUAUACCAGAAGCAGGGAUACCUCCCCUAGAUCCGUUAUACUUGGAUAAGAACAUCACUAUGGAUCUACCGGGAAACGUGAAAAUGACUUUCCAUAAUGGAAAACUCGUCGGUCUUAGUACGUGCAUUCCAGACAAAGUCUCAUCCCGUCGUGAAAAGCGAACUUUUGUCUUCGACAUGCACUGCAACUUUACGAUUAGAGGACAGUACAGCAUUGUUGGAAGAAUUCUGCUGUUCAAUCUUAACACAGAUGGUGAUGCCAAAAUUAAAAUCUGGAACCAAAGGAUACGUCUCGAAGUUUUCGAAAAGGUCGUAAAAGACAAAGAUGGCGAAGGUCACUACAAGGUCAAUUCUUACAAAUACAAAGCGGAUUAUGGAACCGAUCUCAAGCUUAACCUAACGAAUCUAUUUAAGGGAAGUCCGGAAAUCAGUGCCAAUAUUCUCGAAGUUCUAAAUUCAAAUUCUCAGCUGGUUGCCCAAGAGUUUGGCGGGCCCAUUCUAGACUACGCCAUAGACUAUGCCAUGAACGUGACUCAAAGGUUCUUUAGUACUUACACAUACAACCAAAUUAGCCACGUACCUUUGACUGAAGAUUUCUUUGAAGAUAGUUAA